Molecule: messenger RNA, 468 nt
Organism: Callorhinchus milii (elephant shark)
Lineage: Eukaryota; Metazoa; Chordata; Chondrichthyes; Chimaeriformes; Callorhinchidae
Product: alpha-1,2-mannosyltransferase ALG9-like
Exons: 3
Coding region: 57-437 (126 amino acids)
Biological process (GO): protein N-linked glycosylation
Cellular component (GO): endoplasmic reticulum membrane
Molecular function (GO): alpha-1,2-mannosyltransferase activity
Source: RefSeq, a predicted model, not a curated record
AACCUAAAGCUAAAUGUGCUGACUGUUUUGCAGCUUACCUCCCCAGCAGCUUCUGUAUGUACACCACGCUGAUCGCGAUGUCAGGCUGGUACACAGAGACACACGGCCUGGCUGUGCUGGGAGUGGCAGCGGGAGCCAUUAUAGGGUGGCCUUUCAGUGCAGCACUUGGACUGCCAAUUGCGUUUGAUCUGCUGUUCGUGAAGAGAAAAACUCGGAGUUUUGUCACCUGGACUCUUGUAGCUUUGUUGCUCUUUCUGGUCCCCCUCGUGGCCGUCGACAGCUAUUACUAUGGGAGGUUGGUGGUGGCUCCUCUCAGCAUCGUCAUGUACAAUGUGUUCACUCCUCACGGGCCGGACAUUUAUGGUGAGUUACUGGCUGUUGUGUGCGUGUCAUUGGCACUGGGAGUUCAUAAUAACCUUCCAGAACUAUGGUCAUAGCCUCAGCAUUAAAGGUCAGUCCUUUAGAACU